Messenger RNA from Hippocampus zosterae (dwarf seahorse), 1892 nucleotides. RefSeq names its product transcription factor 7-like 1-A. The record is from RefSeq and is a predicted model, not a curated record. The transcript is spliced from 8 exons. Lineage: Eukaryota; Metazoa; Chordata; Actinopteri; Syngnathiformes; Syngnathidae. The coding region runs from base 538 to 1764 and encodes 408 amino acids.
AAAGGAGGGAAGGAAGGAAGGAAGGAAGGAAGGAAGGAAGCAAGGAAGGAAGGAAGGAAGGAAGGAAGGAAGGAAGGAAGGAAGGAAGGAAGGAAGGAAGGAAGGAAGGAAGGAAGGAAGGAAGGAAGGAAGGAAGGAAGGAAGGAAGGAAGGAAGGAGAUUAGUAUGACAAGCAACUCUGAGGGAAGAAGGCAAGAAAGAAAGGAACGGAGUCAGAAAGGGGGUCAGAAAUGGUGAAAAAAAAUAACGCGUGGAAAGUAAAAAUGCGUAAAAAUCCGAUCGUUUCCUGCACUUUUUGCCUCAGGCGAGCCGGUGACGAAGGCGGGGUUACCGUGGCGACCCGCUUGGGAAAGGUGGGGGCGGAGCUUCCAGCACAGUCCACUCCAUCGUAAGAAGGCGACCGCUUGACCGCCAACUGCCCCAAAUCGUUUCCCCGUUACGAGUGGCCACAUUUUGCAGCAUUGCCACCGCGCAAGACCGACUAAUAAACACGUUUAGUGGACCAACUCGCAGGAGGCCAGCUUUAGGGCGAGCUCGAUGGAGAAGCUCAGGGAAGAGUUUGAGCAGAUCGUAGGCGAGCUGGAGUGGCAGGACGUUGCGGACACCCUGCAGGAGUUGUGCUCCAACAUCAUGUGCGAGCCCAGCAACACUCCCCCUCCCCACCCUGCCGGCCAGCGCCCGCCCUCAAACCCCCCUCCGUCCGCCGCCUACGCGGGGAUGCCUUUCGACGCCCGCCCUCAGCCGGCCCGCUUCCCUCCGCGGUUGCCGUUUGUCCCGCACGCCCAGUUGCCGCCGCUUGCCGGCAUGCGAUACGGCCCGCAGUUCAACCCGUACCUCGUGCACCCCUUUCACCUCAGCCGCCAGGGGGGGGCUCCUUUCCGUCUCCAGUACCUCCCGUGUCAGAUGACGCCACAGGUCGUCCACAGCCAGCCGGCCUUCAGCUUCCCAACUGCGCCGCCGCAGCCGAAAAAAAGUCUGCCGGUGGUGCCGCUGCCCGAAGGCGCCACGCUGCACGCCGUGGGGAUGCUGAACGGGGAAGUGCUGUACGCGGCGGUGGACGCCUCCCAGCCCGCGCCCGCUCCUCUUCCUCCCGCUACGUGCGCCCGCUCCUCCAGUCGAAAGAGAAAGCGCAAGCGACGGCGCAAGUCGGCCGCCGCCAAAAAGCCGCCCGACGCCUUCAUGUGCUUCCUCCGAGAGCGGCGCUCGGCCUCCAAGAGCCCGUCGGAGCAGAAGGACGGCGUGGCCGUCAACAAGCGGCUGGCGCAGCUGUGGACGUCGCUGAGCAAGGAGCAGCGGGCCAAAUACUACCAGCAGGCCUACGUGGAGAAGAAGCUGCGGGAGCAGAUGUCGUCCGACAGCGGCAGCGGCGACGACGACGAGGACGACCGCGUCGCGUGUCCGCGUUCCUGUCGGGAAGGCCUUUCCGACGGCUUGACGUGUGCGCCAGGCCCCGAAAAGAAGAGGCGGCGCUGCGACGCCGAACGCCUGCUUUCCGCAGCCAAGCAUCAGGGCGGCGACGCCUGCAACACCGGCGAUGAUGCGCCCGCCUCCUCCUGCUCUUCCUUGGGGUCGUCCUCGUCGUCGUCGUCGUCGUCGUCCUCGCUGUCUUCGUGGCUGGAGGCCGUCAUCGCCGCCGAGGGCGCCGAGUCUCCCGCCGCGCCGCGUCCCGCCUCGCCCGCCCCCAACAAGUGUCCCGACUCGGGCGACGAAUCCGACAUCGAGGGCAUGGACGCCAAGCUGCUGCACCUGCUCGGAUGCUGCUAGCCGUGCCGUCCGUCGCUUUUAUCUUUGUGUUUUGUAAAGGCUCUGUAAAUAGUGUAUAAAAGAAGAUGUCGACUAACUUUUUUUACUCUUCCUCCCUAAUUUCAUUAAACCGUGAUUUGGUGUCAUGA